Messenger RNA from Gallus gallus (chicken), 1821 nucleotides. RefSeq lists its product as uncharacterized. The transcript has 2 exons. Gene Ontology annotation, biological process: protein polyubiquitination; protein monoubiquitination. Gene Ontology annotation, molecular function: ubiquitin protein ligase activity. The record is from RefSeq and is a predicted model, not a curated record. Lineage: Eukaryota; Metazoa; Chordata; Aves; Galliformes; Phasianidae. The coding region runs from base 802 to 1821 and encodes 339 amino acids.
CCUUAAGCCAUCCCAAAGGGAUUCCCGAAUCUUACUUGCACCCACUCCCCACAGGUGGGAUGCAGCACUCAGAAGGAAAGAUAUUCCCAAACUGAUAAUGGAAAGCACCGGGAGAGUGCUGACAGAAGAGCAACGAGGGAACGUUUGUAAGGGCGUUCCUGAAGCAAGAAGAGGGGAAUGCCAAACCCAGCUUAUACGUAACGCAUUAGUGAAAAAUCUACAGUUUAAUACCAAAGAAACAGAGGAAGUACACAAACAGUUAGAGUUGGUUUAAUCAGAGAAAAAGGAAGGCCUGUGCAUUAAUGUCAAACGUAGAGCAUACACGGUGGACGGGAAUGAAGGAUGCAACACAGUAAAUCAGAAACAGGAAAAGGAGGUAAUAUCUGAAACAUGGGCGGGUGCUGUGGGGGCGCACAGCCCACGGUGAUGUCCCCAGGCAAUGGGCUGUGACAUCACCGGGUGACGGAUUGUGACUGCUUAGCCCUCGCUGCUCAUAGUGGGGUGCCAGCAGAGCCUGGCUCAGUCUGGCUCGUUCCUGGACCGUGCUGAGCAGCUGUGCGAGGCUUGGAGGUCGAGCAAGGUUUUGGCUGUGCUGUGCUGGGUCGUGCCUGGGGCUGCUCGCAGUAUCUCAGUGCCUGACCCCGCAGCAUCGCUUCUGUUUCCCUGGCCCUGUCCAGAGCAGGCAGCCAGGGCUCUACUGAGCGCACCCGCAGCAGCGGAGUGCAACACCACCGCUGCAGCUCUGGUGAAGGAGAACGACUCGUCAUCCUCCGUUCUCCCAGCCCCUGCAGCGAGAAGACCAUGGCCGCAGAAGAGGCAUGGACAUGCUCCAUCUGCCGCGACGUGCGACAGGACGUCGCCUACGCGAUUCCAUGCAACCACAUGUUCUGCCUCGGCUGCAUCCAGCGCUGGGCGAGGCUGAGGGACAGCUGCCCGCUGUGCAGGAUGGCCAUGCAGACCAUCCGGGUCUCUGUGCGGGGAGACGACGAGUACGUGGAGUGCAUCGUCUCCCCGCCCGCGGUGCCAGUGCCCGCCGGCUUCAGCGCCACCGCCGGCCCCAGCGGCUCUGCGGCGUCUGGUCCACCCUCCGCGCCGCCAUCUCCUGGGCCCGUGGCCGCGGAGGGGGAGAGAGUGGGCGGCCUCCUGCCAGAGGUCUGGGCAGCACUGUUCAGGGAGAGACGUGACAUCCUCGACCCGGUGCUGCCCUGGCUGGAGCAGGAAUUCCGCCGCAACGGGGAGCAGCGCUGGUGGAAGAUCAGCUGGCUGAAAAGCAUGAUCCUGGCAUUCCUGUGCCAGGUGGGGCCGGACAGGGACACCCUGGUGCAGUGCGCAGAGCACGCCCUGGGACCCAUCACCGCACCGCUCAUCGACGCUCUCGUCACAACCAUCGAGAGCCGGUGCGGCCAGGGGGCCCGGAGGCUGCUGGGCCUCGAAGACCUCAGCGCUGCCCAGGAGCACGAGGGAGGGCCCGAAGACGCCAGCGCUGCACAGGAGCAGGAGGGCGGCCCCGCGGCCCCAUCCAGUCCCGCCGCCUCCCCGCAGGGGACCGUCGCCCCCAGCGCCGCGCCCUCCUGCAGCUCUACGGGUGCCGAUGCGGAGGAGCUCCCCGGCACGUCCAGCGGGGCCCGAGGCAGAGGUCUUGGCCAGCCAGGUCCCGAGGCAGCCGGUCCCUCUGAGCAGGGCCACAGCCGCGGCUCCUCCGCUCGCGGCCGGGGCCCGAAGCGCUCGGCUGGGGGGCCCCGGCGCCCCACAAAGAGGAGGGCCGGCAGUGCCCAGCGCGCUCCUCCGCCCUGCAAGAGGCGGCCCCCCCGGCGCCUCUAG